AUGAUCCACGGAGGCAGAGAGCCAGGAGGACGGGGAAACCACUGCAGAGAGAUAGCAGUGCAGUGGAAAGUGACCCUCACCUCUAGAUGGGGCUGUUCAGGCAGGGAGGGCAUCACAUAUAGUAGGGUCCUGGCUGGACUGCUGCACCUUGGAAAUAUCCAGUUUUCGGACUCUGAGGAUGAAGCCCAGCCCUGCCAACUGUUGGACAAUGCCAAGUGCGCUGUCAGGACAGCAGCUUUACUGCUGCAGCUCCCAGAAGACAUGCUGCUGGAGACAUUGCACAUUAGAACCAUCAGGGCGGGCAGGCAACAGCAGGUGUUCCGGAAGCCCUGCUCCCGAGCUGAAUGUGACACCCGCAGAGACUGUCUGGCCAAACUGGUCUAUGCAUGGGUGUUUGACUGGCUGGUUUCGGUGAUCAACAGCAGCAUCUGUGCAGAACCUGACUCAUGGACCACUUUCAUAGGCUUGCUGGAUGUGUAUGGAUUUGAGUCAUUUCCUGACAACAGUCUGGAACAGUUGUGCAUCAACUACGCCAAUGAAAAGCUGCAACAGCACUUUGUGGCUCACUACCUACGGGCCCAGCAGGAGGAAUACACAGUUGAGGGUCUGGAGUGGUCAUUUGUCAACUACCAGGACAACCAGACCUGUUUGGAUCUCAUCGAGGGGAGCCCCAUCAGCAUCUGCUCCCUCAUAAAUGAGGAAUGCCGCCUCAAUCGGCCAAGCAGUGCAGCCCAACUCCAAAUGCGCAUUGAAAGUGCCCUGGCAGACAGUCCCUGCUUGGGCCACAAUAAGCUCAGUCGGGAGCCCAGCUUCAUCGUGGUACAUUACGCAGGGCCUGUGCGUUACCAUACAGCAGGCCUGGUGGAGAAGAACAAGGACCCUGUCCCUCCUGAGCUGAAACUGGACGAUGUGGAAGACAAACACUUCUCUCAUGCUCCGCAUUCCCUGAGCUCAUCCCCACCACAGACCAGGCUCCUGAGGGCAAUAAUCCACCUCUGGCCCCUGGGCCUGGUCCUGGCCAAUGCAGCUGUGGGUGUACGUGGCUUUCAGAGGAAACUAGUGGUCUGGGCCUGCCUCCAGCUUGCCAGGGGCAGCCCCAGUAGCAACACUGUCCAGACAGCACAGCAAGACCAGGCUGGUGUCAAGUCCAUCCGAGCCUUGCCUCAGGGAUCAGUAAAGUUUCACUGCAGAAAGUCUCCACUGCGCUAUGCUGACAUCUGCCCUGAACCUUCGCCCUACAGUGUUACUGGCUUUAAUCAGAUUCUGCUGGAAAGACAGAGACCAGUCCACGUGUGACCUUGCCCUCUACCCUCACCUGGCUAGGUGAUCCUUGGUGCCUUUGUUUCCACAAGGUCUCUUCCUGCCAGCUGCUUUGCCAAAGACACACAGCUGCCAAAUCCCUCCCACAGCCUACUCUAAGCGCAUGUGGAGUGAAAGCGACUGAUGGCUCCAGCCUGCGAGCAAGGGCCAUGUGGCCACAUCAAACACUGAUGGCAUCAGAGCUGGCAGUUACCAAUCCAGGGCCCUUAGAACUUCACAUUCCACUAGCUGCAUAGAUCAAACUCAGCGGUUGACAUGACUGUCCAUCCUAGGGUACUGUCACUAUAAUUCACAUAAGCACUUUUGGAGGAAGAUACACAAAAUCAGCCUAAAAUUGGUUCAAAUUUGGGCUGGGUAAGAUUUUGUGUUUUGAUCCUUAAACAGGAAUAAAACUCAGUAUUUAAUAAGUUGUUGACUUAUUUAAUGUAAUUUUUAACAUUGUGAACAAUGCAAUGUACAAAAGAACCAUCACAUCUUGAUUUUUUUAGUAACACUGAUGAAGUUUUUAACUCAAUAUCAAGUGAAAAACUUGGUAUCAUUUACAUUUAUCAAUGUACCAAAAAUAAAACGUUUAAAAACAA
This is a messenger RNA of Carlito syrichta (Philippine tarsier), 1901 nucleotides long. RefSeq names its product unconventional myosin-XIX. The coding region runs from base 1 to 1296 and encodes 431 amino acids. Gene Ontology annotation, biological process: actin filament organization; vesicle transport along actin filament. Gene Ontology annotation, molecular function: microfilament motor activity; actin filament binding; ATP binding. Gene Ontology annotation, cellular component: myosin complex; cytoplasm; vesicle. The record is from RefSeq and is a predicted model, not a curated record. Lineage: Eukaryota; Metazoa; Chordata; Mammalia; Primates; Tarsiidae. The transcript is spliced from 11 exons.